Molecule: messenger RNA, 867 nt
Organism: Tetrahymena thermophila SB210
Lineage: Eukaryota; Ciliophora; Oligohymenophorea; Hymenostomatida; Tetrahymenidae
Exons: 4
Source: RefSeq, a predicted model, not a curated record
CUUAUUUUUUGAUAAAAUUAAAUAAUUAAUGUGAUGUAAUCAAAAAACAACUAAAAAUUUAAUUUUUAUACAAUUUCAAUCAUUUGUUCUCCUUUUUUACAUUCUAAGUUAUUAUUUUAAACAUGCAGUUUGACUAUAAAAGAUUGCUUCCAUACUUUCCUAGAUUUAUGAGAACCUAUUAUGAAGAAAAUUUGUAUCUACUUCAAAGAGAUAUAAAAUAAUUAGCUUCAUUUGGGAGAAUAGGAGCAAAGACAAUUUUUAUAAUUUUGACAUUUAGCUACUUUGAUCAGAAUUACUUUAAAUUCGGAAAUAUAAAUAUGAAAACUCCCAAUAUUAUAUCAAGAAUACAUCCUAUUCACAUAAGUUUUCCAGUAUAUGACGCUCCUUUACCAAAAGAAUUUGAUGAAUUUGAAGAAUAUAGAGACUUUAUUUAAAAAUUGAAUUAUUCUAUUAAAGGAAGUACAAUAAAUUUAGCUUUAAAAUACUAAGAUGAUCCAAAAUAAGAAGAAGGAAGACUAGUAGAUGAAUUUUUGUUUGAUAACGAGUAUAUUCGUGUGAGAGAUCUUUCUAGAUUUUAAGCUUUAAAAUAAAUGUAAGUAUUGGGUUUUAAGGAAAUAAAAAAUGAAAAUGAGCUAAAUAUGAGAAAGACUUAAUUAAAAAAUUUCAAGGCUAAGAUCAAGCCAUGUGCAGAGUGAGUGAGUGAAUAAAUUAAAUUAAUGAGAGACAAAUUCUAUAUAAUUUAUAAUACAUUAACUAAGGCAAUUGGAUUAGUUUUUAGAUUUAACUUAAUAUUAUUAUAAAUAUGAAUUUCGCAUACAUGCAUAUAACUUAUUUAUAGAAUUCAUUUUUAUCAUGAUUUAUAAUAUA